Molecule: messenger RNA, 1766 nt
Organism: Lycium ferocissimum
Lineage: Eukaryota; Viridiplantae; Streptophyta; Magnoliopsida; Solanales; Solanaceae
Product: protein ACCELERATED CELL DEATH 6-like
Exons: 2
Coding region: 16-1185 (389 amino acids)
Cellular component (GO): plasma membrane
Molecular function (GO): protein phosphatase 1 binding; protein phosphatase regulator activity
Source: RefSeq, a predicted model, not a curated record
GGAAAAAUAAGAAAUAUGAAGGUAAAGAGCAUUCGAGCGAUUUCAUAUAUAAUUCUUGUUCUGCAACUAAGAUGGUGGAUGGUCGAAUUAGUUCUUGCAUCCUCUAAUUUGACAAUUGCAGAUUGCAUCAGAACAUUAUGGCAACGGAAUAGAUGUUUAUGCGAAGAAGGUGACACAUGGGGCUGGAAUUCAGUGCACUAUGCAGUUAAACUAGGCUUGAAAGAAGAAGUAGAUUAUAUGCUGGCCUGGAAAAAAUCCUUAGCCUACCUUCCAGCAGGCAGUGAAACUGACUGGACAACUACAUUUCACAUCGCAGCCAAGGAAGGUUAUGUAGACAUGAUGAAAGUGUUGUUAAAUCACUGCCCUGAUUGCUGGGAAAUGCUUGACAGCAGAGACCAGAAUGCCCUUCAUGUUUCCACAUUGAGCAAUCAAGUCGAGGUAACCAAAUUCCUAGUAUUAGUCCCUGAAUUUUAUAAACUUAUUGAUGAGUCAGAUAAUGAUGGCAACACACCUCUCCAUUUGCUUGAUGCUUCUGGGAACUAUGUCCCAGAAUUAGAAAACCAUCGCAAAGAAAGGAUGACGACGUUCAGCAAAGAAUUGUUACCAAAUGAGAUGGAUUUGAAGGACCAACCAAAGCAAAAGGGUGAUACAGUAAUGAGAGACAAGGUAGAACAGGGGGAGGAGGGGAAGGAGAAAAAUAAAGGGCGGAUCGAAGAAACUCUAAGGGCCACCCAGAUACAUGUAAUUGUGGCUACUUUAGUAGUUACAAUCACUUUCACAGCUGGUUUCACGUUACCAGGAGGUUUUGAAAGCAAUCUGGGCCCAAACGAAGGGAUGGCAAUUUUAAUAAGAAAAGCAGCUUUCCAAGCAUUUGUUGUUACGGAUGCCAUUGCCUUUGUAUGCUCCGUCAGUGCUGUAUUCAGCUACUUCGCUAUGGCAGCAAAUACUGCAUUUUUCCGACGGGUGAAUGCUGACGAUUGUCUUUAUAUGCUCGCUACUACUUUGCAACUUUUCGGUAUGGCAGCACUUGUAAUUGCGUUUAUAACUGGUAUGUAUACUACUUUAGCACAUUCAGUUGCUCUUGCCAUUGCUGUAUGUGUCAUCGGUUGCAUCUCUUUCCUUGUCUACGGCGUCAUGCUGUGUCUCUCUUUCGAUUGGAGGGCUUUGCGCCCGUUAUUUGAGUAGUGAAGUACUACGGAUGAAUGUAAACUAGUACUGUAUAAUAUUAUUGGGUCGCUACGGCCUGUUGCACUGGUGCUUGUUAAAUUAAUUAAGCCUUUCAGUUAGCUCGCAACAAAUAGUUUCCACAAUUUUUUUUUUAGGUAGGUUGUCACUGAAGAAUGACUUUUAUUGGCGACUAUUACAAUUUACAAAUCAGCAGAAGCAGAGAAAGAGUUCUUGAAAAUUCUAUAUCUGAAAGAGGGCAUUUGCUAUUUAUCCAGUCUAAAGCACCCCACUGUCUCCUUAGGAAGAUCACCAGGAUUGAAGAUAUACAAAUUCUCCCCGUUAGCACCAUUCUUAGCCAAGAUAUCUUUGACUUGAUUUCCUUCCCUAAAGCAAUGGUUUAUGGAGAUAUUACCUUGACAGAUGACUGCCUUCACUUCAUUAAUAAUCGAUUGUAAGUGCCAUAGAUGCGUUGCUUUCCCUUUGAAGCAUCUGGAUAAUCAACAUUGAGUCUUCUUCAAGGAUAACAUUGUUGUAACCAUUAUUUUGUACCAUAGAAUCCCUAUACGGCAUAAUUGUUAGUCCCGUCUUGAAGCGCAAAA